Acipenser ruthenus (sterlet) is the source of this 2819-nucleotide messenger RNA. Its product is annotated as single-strand selective monofunctional uracil DNA glycosylase. The coding region runs from base 258 to 1100 and encodes 280 amino acids. Gene Ontology annotation, molecular function: oxidized pyrimidine nucleobase lesion DNA N-glycosylase activity; single-strand selective uracil DNA N-glycosylase activity. Lineage: Eukaryota; Metazoa; Chordata; Actinopteri; Acipenseriformes; Acipenseridae. Gene Ontology annotation, biological process: base-excision repair. The record is from RefSeq and is a predicted model, not a curated record. The transcript has 3 exons.
GAACAAAGAACUACAACGCCCAGAAUGCAACGCUCACGAAGGGGCGGGCGGCCGGUUCAUUGUUGCCGGAAGUUCAUUGUUAAAGGGACCGAGCUCAUCUGUACCCCUGAUAGCACCAGAAGCUCCUCCAGGCUUUGCUGAGGCUGGCAGCCCAUACAGCUUCGGAGUCCUCAAAUCUUAAGCGUUAGUGUCUGGAUUCCUUUGCAGCUGCGGCUGAGGGCUCCAGGGAGACUGGUUGUUGGGUGCAGAGCGGUCCGAUGGAGGCUGGUCAGUCAGCUGUCCUGCCCGGUACAGGGGGCUGCGUGGAGGGGGGGUCAGCGCCUCUCUCUCCGGAGCUGGAGGCUGUGUUCCAGGGCUCCAGCCCUGCCUCCCUCUUCCUGCAGGGGGAGCUAGCGCUGAACGCCCGUCUGCGGGAGCUGUCGUUCGGAGCGCCCGUGGAGUACGUCUACAAUCCCCUGGAGUACGCCUGGGACACGCACCAGUGCUACGUCAACAAGUACUGCCAGAGGAGCAAAGAGGUGCUCUUCCUGGGCAUGAACCCAGGGCCCUUUGGCAUGGCACAGAACGGGGUCCCCUUCGGGGAGGCGAGCAUUGUCCGUGACUGGCUGCAGAUCAGUGGGAAGGUGGGUCGGCCUCCCUCCGAACACCCGAAGCGUCCGAUCCUGGGGCUGGAGUGCCAGCAGCGUGAGGUGAGCGGAGCCCGUUUCUGGGGCUUCUUCCGGAAGCUGUGCGGAGAGCCGGAGGUGUUCUUCCGCCGCUGUUUCGUCCACAACCUCUGCCCGCUGGCCUUCGUGAGCCAGACCGGCAGGAACCUGACCCCCGUCGACCUGCCCGCGGAGCAGAGAGACAAGCUGCUGAGGCUGUGUGACCUGGCGCUGUGCCAGGCUGUCCGAGCCCUGGGAGUCAGCACUGUGGUGGGGGUGGGCAGGCUGGCGGAGCAGCGCGCCCGCAGGGCUCUCUCCGAGGCAGGGGUGGAGGGGGUGAGGGUGGAGGGCAUCAUGCACCCCUCACCCAGGAACCCGCAGGCCAACAAGGGCUGGGAGGAGAUAGCCAGAGCUAAGCUGGAGGAAGUGGGAGUCCUAUCCCUGCUGAGUGAGUGACUGUGCCAUCAGCGAGAGGGCUGAGGAGACUGAUGCAAUGAAAAGACCAUUAGGAACUACUUCUGUAAGAACGAUACAAUGAAAUGCUCACCAGGGCGACAGCAAGGAGGGGGGCAGUCCUGUUUCUGGGGUAGAGCGCCCCCUAGCCUUCUCUUGGAGAAGCGCACCUUCCUGUGUUUAGUGAGUGUUUUGUGUUUGUGUUAGAGGGGGAUUGAAUUCAGAACUGCAGAAUUUGUGUUUGGUGGCUUAAUAGUCAGGGGGGUAUAACCUGGUGGUUGGAAGGAUGAGAUCAGGGUUCCAGACAAGCGGAGUGACUUUGAAUCAUUCUUUCUUUUUUUCUUUUUAAACAACUUUGAAUGUAAUUUUACAAGAUAUUUCUUUCUUUCUUUGUCUUUUUAAAAUGUAAUUUAAUAAUUUUACAGCAUUAAUUCAUUCGUUUAAUAUUUUUUAAUUGCAUAGCAUUAAUUCUCUCUCUCUUUCUCUCUUCCUUUCUCUCUUUCUCUCUCUUUUUUUCAAUAAUUGUAUGUGUUUUUUCUCAUGGCAUUCAUUGUUUAAGAGUCCAUCCUUGUAAUUUUCUUUGCAAUGAUUUUUCGUGCUGUUUGUUUGCAGUGUUAAUUGUUUGCUUGUUUCCUGUCACUGGGAGAGUUUCAGAACACUAAGUGCUUUCAGGGUCUGCCUUUUAAGAGCGGUCGAUAUUUCAGAUGGAUUUCACUCGUUCACACCCACAGACUUGUACAGAUACGCACUGAUACACACACACUGAUACACACACACACACACUGAUACACACACACUGAUACACACACACACUGAUACACACACACUGAUACACACACACUGAUACACACACACUGAUACACACACACACUGAUACACACACACACUGAUACACACACACUGAUACACACACACUGAUACACACACAAACACACUGAUACACACACACUGAUACACACACACACACACACUGAUACACACACACUGAUACACACACACACACACACACUGAUACACACACACACUGAUACACACACACACUGAUACACACACACACACGGGGCAUUGGGGUAGUAUUAAGAUAGUUAUAUUAUUAGUAUAGUAUUAGUGUAGUAUUAAUGUAAUAUUCGUAUAGUUUAGUGUUAGUGUUAGUGUUAGUAUAGUAUAGUAUUUGCAUAUUAUUAGUGUAGUAUUAGUGUAGUUUAGUGUUAGGGUUAGUAUAGUAUAGUAUUAGUAGAGUAUAACUCAUAGUUUAGCAUCAUGCCUGACUGUAGCCCAUGCUGUUAGUCCCUCAUCCUUCAUUAACACUAAAUAAAAAACCAAGCUCUAGAAUAACUUUAUCAUUGAAAAGCAUGAAGCAAAGAAGCCCUCUUCACUGGAGCCUGUGAAUCAGAGCUGAGGGCGAUCACAGUGUAACUGUGCAGCUCCUAAUCCACUGCACUCACAAUGUAACUGUGAUUAUCUCUGACUAUUAUUUAUAAUAAAUCAGGUAAACAUGUUAAUGUGGGUCAUGGUUUGUGCUGCUUUUUUAGUGUAAUUCUGUUUCUAAUUGACCUCAGGUUGUGAACAUUAUCAUAGAUCGUUGUGCUCGGCCACAUCAUAUAUGCAUUCAGAAAUCCGUAUUUAAAUGAGAAGCAAAAACGAUUCACAAUUGAUCAACUGACCAGUCAUUGUUUAACUGAGGCAAAACAAUCAAUACUUUGGUGCAUCUCGAAUUUCAAC